Messenger RNA from Centruroides sculpturatus (bark scorpion), 2639 nucleotides. Its product is annotated as nucleolar protein 4-like. The coding region runs from base 415 to 2553 and encodes 712 amino acids. The transcript has 10 exons. NCBI's taxonomy places the organism in Eukaryota, Metazoa, Arthropoda, Arachnida, Scorpiones, Buthidae. The record is from RefSeq and is a predicted model, not a curated record.
CAUUUUAAGACAUCAGUCUUGGAGCGGCAUCGUCAGGUGUAGGACGAGAGGAACGGCUCGACCCCGGACGGACGGCGACUUAAGGGGACGGCGCCAAGAUAUCCUGCUCAAUUAAGGUCUGGCACACGAGCCGUCUGGGAUAGUAGUUUGCGGUUUUCUGCAGACGGGACCGUAUCUCGGCGUCUGGCGGAGAACGCGCGAGAAGACGACGAGAACGAGAAGAGAGAAUAGUGCAAAUCCGUACCCGUAGUUCGGACCUGGCAGGUGAGGCCGGGUGGAGGUGAGGCUCCGUCAGAGCGCGCGGGCCAGCGAGUGAGGGGGAGGAAAGCCGAUAGCAGAAGUGAGAUGAGUGGCUGGCCUGAUGGGCUCCCAGAGAGGCAGUGGGCGUAGCUGGUGAAGCAGGGUAGCCCUCACAUGCACCGCCAACGGAGAGGACAGCAGCGGCGGAGUUUGGUACCCAGCGAGCGCAUCUACCGUAGCGGGACACCUGCCACCUACCGCGGCUGGACGAGACGGAGGACGGCGGCGCCCAGAAACAUAUCUACGUCAAUGGAGAGGAGACACAACACCAGGCACGCCGCCGCCUUGGCAGCGGCAGCAGCGGCCGCUGCCAACGGAAAAGCCACCUCCAGCACGGCCGCUGCCACCAACCAGGCCGGUCGCUGGUCCGACGCCAGAACUGACAUGUUCGAAAGUUUCCAGUCGUGGGCCAUGAAGACUUACGGCGACACGGCAAAAACCAAGACCGUCACCCGCAAGAAGUACCACCGCAUCGUCAAAAUCCUCAAGGGAGAGGAACAGACCAAUGCCGAAAAUUCCAAGUUUCGCUUUUGGGUGAAGGCCAAAGGUUUCCGUAUGGGACCUCCAUGUUCCGAGCACACUCUCGACGCCAAAAAGAACGAGCACGUGCUGUACGUACCGUGCUCGAGAUUCCUGACGAAUGGAUCUAGAGACGAAACCGUAUACAAAAAAGUGGCCAUCGUCGAGAACUUUUUCGAUAUUAUAUAUGGAGUCCACGUGGAAAUGGAAGGAAGGGGAGGCAAACAUGCAGGACAGAAGAGGACUUACAAAGCAAUUGCUGAAACCUACGCCUUCUUGCCCCGUGAAGCUGUGACCCACUUUCUAAUGUCAUGCGCUGACUGCCAGAAACGGAUGCAUCUAGGACCAGAGGAAGGCGGGAAAGGUGGUAACCAUAGCAACGACGAAGGCAGUAGUUCGCCCGAAUCAAGCGACCUGCCUGACAUAGACUACAGUGUGCCCAUCACUACUACUUACCUAAAACACAUGAGGAGUCUCGGAUAUAGCAGAGAAGAUGCACUAAAUUUAGAUCGUGAUGAUUCUAUUUCGAAUGUAGACAGCGAGGAUAGCGAAAUAAGCGCAUCAACUCCGGUACACGAUAAUGGGAUACAGACGGUUGAUUAUCACGUGGAAGACGGUGAAGGAGAAGCCGAAGGGACGUCGGAACCACCUGACGACCAUAGCGGAACCGAAGCUGAUGAUGUCCCUCUGGACAUGAGCCGAGUUCGACACGAAAAUGGACAUGUUAAUUGGUCACCCGAUUUGCCGAUCAAUAUGACAAAGAAUAGGGACGAUGUCACUCACCAAGAUCACUCUUACGAUAGAAUGUCCACAAGUAGCCCUUGUAAUGGUUCCGUGAUACGAGAUGAUUUAUCGGUGGGAACUAAAGACGAAGACGACGAUGAAGAAGAGGACGAUACGGAAAAGAUCGAUACUAACAAAUACGAUCCAGAUCGUUUGAAAGCCUUCAACAUGUUCGUCAGACUCUUUGUAGACGAAAAUUUAGAUAGAAUGGUACCAAUAUCGAGGCAACCAAAAGAUAAAAUCCAAGCGAUCAUCGAUUCUUGUUCGAGACAGUUCCCUGAAUGUUCGGAACGUUCCAGAAAACGGAUAAGAACCUACUUGAAAUCUUGCCGUCGACACAAAAGGCUUCGGGAUCAAGGAUCUUGGGAGACGGUAAAGAAAAAAUUUAAGAGUAGAACAGCUCCUCACUUGACUUCACCCAUUGCCGAACAAAUUUUGGCUAACGCUUGCGAAAACGAAAGUCGGAACGCCAAAAGAAUGCGAUUAGGAUUAAAACCCAUCCCGGCUGACUACGAUCGAAAUCGCUCUAGUUAUGUUAAUGAUGCGACACGUUAUCCUUCAUCUCGGAGUCCACACCACACCCAAGAUUCACAUGCCACGAAUCCUGCGUCGCCUUCGUCGUGUAUUGCCAUGGUUACGGUCAAUGGUACCACGUGUUCACCGACGUCACAACCUGUAUACAGACAAACGACGCAUGAUCAGUUUGGUUACCAGCAGAUGCCAUUACCUACCUCAUCCAUUGUCUCUAAUGGACCUACUGAUCUCAGCCUAAAGAAGUCAAAUUCGAACUCGAAUUUAGGAAACAGCAACAACACCACAGGAACAAAAUAUUCUCUAAAUCCCAAUGAAGUAGCGGCUGUAAAACAAUUAAUAGCUGGGUACAGAGAAUCUGCUGCGUUUUUGCUGCGUUCGGCCGAAGAACUCGAACAUUUAUUAACAAAACACAAUUAAAAAGAAAAAAAGAAAAGAAAAGCUUCAUUUCGUUCACAGAUCUUGUGCGUUAUGGAUGUUGUGUAUUAUUUAAAAAAAAAAAGAUA